AUGUCGCAAAAUUGGUUUUAUCGCAUAACUCAGCUAAGGUCCACGAUUGGCAUGCCUCCAGUGACCAGAAAAAACAUCGCUGCUCUCGGCUUGAAAAGAAGGAACCAGACAGUUUACCAGCGAGUCUCAGCUGCGACUGCUCACAGACUCAGGUUAGUGAAAGAGUUGGUGAGGAUUGAUUUGUUGAAGGAAAACGAGAUCGAGGAGGCCAAGAAGCAAGAUAAGCAGAAAUGGCCCAAGGGAUUUGCUCAGGUGGGCAAGUUAUAG
Messenger RNA from Candidozyma auris, 267 nucleotides. RefSeq names its product mitochondrial 54S ribosomal protein uL30m (gene MRPL33). The transcript has a single exon. The record is from RefSeq and is a predicted model, not a curated record. The coding region runs from base 1 to 267 and encodes 88 amino acids. Gene Ontology annotation, biological process: translation. Gene Ontology annotation, cellular component: mitochondrion; large ribosomal subunit. NCBI's taxonomy places the organism in Eukaryota, Fungi, Ascomycota, Pichiomycetes, Serinales, Metschnikowiaceae. Gene Ontology annotation, molecular function: structural constituent of ribosome.